Molecule: messenger RNA, 2577 nt
Organism: Rhododendron vialii
Lineage: Eukaryota; Viridiplantae; Streptophyta; Magnoliopsida; Ericales; Ericaceae
Product: BTB/POZ domain-containing protein At5g48800-like
Exons: 4
Coding region: 187-2268 (693 amino acids)
Molecular function (GO): protein binding
Source: RefSeq, a predicted model, not a curated record
UCCCCCCCUCCCUCUCUCUCUCUCCUCUGUGUUGAUAAAACUUGCAUUUUAUAUACCUACAUAGUCACAACCCAUUCCCUUAUUUGCGCCCAUUAACCAGCUUAGAUUCAGCAAAACAGUGUCCAGACUGUAGAAUUCGGUGAAAACGUGUGUAGAAAUGUGACUGUUUAUGAUUUGGAAUUGGGCAUGCAUGUUUGGCUUAAAGAAAAAGGUGAAGACAUCAUAGGUGACCCACCAGAGAGGCCCAGGGUGCUUUGGACAGUUGCGAUCCAUGGUUUGAACACCACCUGUUUGACAAAAAUGCCCAAGGAAAUCUACCAACAGGAACAUCUCCAUCUGGGUCUCUGUCUCCUUGUUCUGUACCUUUCUUUAACCCCCAAUAUCCUCUUUCUUUCCUCUAAAAAUUUCCAUUCCCUUCUCUUUGCGUUUCCCCUGUGUCAGAUGGACAAGCACCACCAUCAGCAGCAGUUGUCACUAACCAAGUGCUCGCGGCAGAGAUACAAUGAAUGGAUAUUCCGGGACGUUCCAAGUGACAUUACUAUAGAAGUGACAGGGGGAACAUUUGCCUUGCACAAGUUCCCUCUUGUCUCCCGGAGUGGGCGAAUCAGAAAGUUGGUAGCAGAACACAAAGAUUCCAAUAUUUCAAGGAUAGAGCUCCUCAACCUACCUGGAGGAGCUGAGUCAUUCGAACUGGCUGCCAAAUUCUGCUAUGGAGUCAACUUCGAGAUCACAUCGGCAAAUGUUGCUCAGUUAUGCUGUCUGUCCGAUUACCUCGAUAUGACUGAGGAGUUUUCAAAAAGCAAUCUCAGUUCCCGUGCCGAAGAAUAUCUCGACACUAUCGUAUGCAAGAACCUUGAAAUGUGUAUUGAGGUGUUGCAACAAUGCGAAAAUCUACUCCCACUUGCUGACGAGCUAAACAUAACCAAUAGAUGCAUUGAUGCAAUAGCUUCCAAAGCUUGUGUAGAGCAAAUUGCUUCAAGUUUUUCGCGUCUAGAGUACAGCAGCUCAGGUAGACUUCACAUGAACCGUCAAGUCAAAUGCGAAGGGGACUGGUGGAUAGAAGAUCUUUCUGCUCUCCGGAUAGAUUUUUAUCAAAGAGUCAUAACGGCUAUGAAGUGUCGUGGGGUCCGGCCUGAGAGUAUAGGUGCAUCUCUCAUGAGUUAUGCUCAAAAAGAAUUGACAAAGAAAUCAAGCCUAUGGAAUCCAUCUAGCCAGCCGAAGUUUGAGACUGUUGAUGGUUCAAAUGGGCAAGAAAGAGUAGUUGUGGAGACAAUCGUUAGCCUUUUGCCGGUUGAGAAACUUGUCAUUCCCAUCAGUUUUCUGUUCGGUGUUUUACGAAGCGCUAUGAUGCUUGAUUGUGCAGUUGCUUGUAGGCUUGAUUUAGAGAGACGGAUCGGGGCCCAGUUGGAUAUAGCUACUCUUGAUGAUCUUUUGAUCCCCUCCUUCCGCCAUGCUGGUGACACUAUGUUUGAUGUCGACACAGUCCACAGAAUCUUGGUUAAUUUCUCUCAGAAAGAUGAUAGCGAGGACGAUAUGGAGGAUGGUUCUGUCUUUGAAUCGGAUAGUCCUCAUUCGCCCUCACAAUCAGCACUAUUCAAAGUCUCGAAAUUAGUGGACACUUACUUGGCUGAAAUUGCACCUGAUGCAAACCUCAAGCUCAACAAGUUCAUAGCAAUUGCAGAUACCUUGCCCGGGCAUGCACGUACUCUUCACGAUGGGUUGUACCGAGCAAUUGAUAUUUAUCUCAAAGCUCAUCAGGGUUUAUCAGAUCCAGACAAGAAGAACGUAUGCCAGCUGAUUGACUUCCAAAAGCUCUCCCAAGAAGCCGGUGCACAUGCUGCGCAAAACGAACGCCUUCCUCUCCAAUCGAUGGUGCAAGUGCUUUAUUUUGAACAGUUAAAGCUCCGGAAUGCCUUGUGCUGCUCUAACCCUGACGAUGACCUAAAACCAGUGCACCAGUCGUGGCGGGUUGGCAGUGGUGCACUCAGUGCCUCCAUGUCUCCACGGGAUAACUAUGCUUCAUUGAGGAGAGAGAACCGGGAGCUGAAGCUUGAGCUAGCUCGUUUAAGGAUGAGACUAAACGAUCUAGAGAAAGAGCACGUCUGUAUGAAGAGGAAUAUGGAGAAGUCUAAUUCCCACAAAUUCAUGAGCUCAUUUUCCAAAAAGAUUGGAAGGUUUAGCUUUUUUGGUCAUAGCUCUUCAAGGGAAUCGAGUUCUCCCUCGAAGCAUUCGGAAGGGAAGGAGUCAAAGGUAAUGGAAGGGACAUGAGCACGCCUAUUAGGUAAAAUUCACUUCGCUUGUUUGUUUUCUUUCAACUUUUUUUCUAUCGAGUAAUUACAAGUAAUGUUGUUGGUGAUCUGGUUUUGUUCUUCCUCGUUGGUCUCGAUACAAGAGUUGUAGUGCUUUGGAUUAGCCACAGGAAGGAGUUCUGUUAUUUACAAGUCUGUUGUAAUUAGAAGAUUUUCUAGUGUACAAAGGUGAGAGACAAUUACUAAAUAUGUGAUACUGCUGUCAAAUUCAUGUCAAUGUAAUGAUUUUCGCUUUUUGUAGCUGGUAAAUGGAUGAACGAGUUUCACA